ACAGAUCCCGUAAUCACGUCAACAUCAACACAAAUGUUCUGUCAACAUAACACAAGUUCAAAUAAAUAAGGUAGUAUUUCAAAAAUAAUUAAAUGAGUCAAGAUUUCCGAUAUAGGUGUUUUUUCGGGUUUUAUAAUUGUUUCGACAGUGCUGUACACUAUUUAGGUGUGUAGUUUUCUGAUACUUGCCUCUGGAUUGAGUGAGGAUUUAGUUAAAUAAAUUAGAGAAGAACGACGAAGAUUUCAAGGGGCAGCUAAUUCGGGACAGAAGAGUUGGAACUCGACUACCAAACACUAAGGAAGAAUCGAAAUCGAUCGAUGGAUGGAAGGAAUUAAACUACGAGAUUUCUGAAUUAAAGAAUGAGAUUUCUGAAACAUAAUUUGAGACGGAGCACUUGAGGAGAGUGAACUUAGGGAUAAAUUCGACAGAGCGGAAGAAAAACAACAAUCAGCAAAAAUGUUCCAGUUUAUGCGGAAAGGUGAAAAGGACAAAAAGCCGGCCAAAGGACAAACACCAGUUACGGUCACAUCGUCCUCGAGCAGUUUUAGCAAGAAAGUGAAGGAUAAAUUAUCUCCAGAAGAUCUUCACCGGCUGGAUGAGAUCAGGAGAAGUUUUAAACUGGGAAAGGCCAAGAAGGAGAAACAAAAGCUACCAAGUGGGAUUACUGCAGAUUACAGUGAAAAUUUUAUGGUUCAACCUCCCGUUCAACAAUCUGUAACGAUGCCAUCACUCCGAGGACCUUAUGGUGACAGCAGGAGUAAUAGUCUGGAAGGAUAUGGUGUCUCCGUCUCGGUGACACAUUCAGAUAGCAGCGAAUCAUCACUUUCUGCAAAAUCAUUAAACUUACCUGUUCCACCAGUGCCUAUGAUGCCGCCUGAAAUCCCAGCAAAGCCUCCAAGAGCGCCACCUCCUUCGGCUUAUCAUCAGUCUGCUCGAAGUCCUCCUCCAGUCCCUGCUAGACCAUCCACGACUCGGUAUUCCAGUGAUUACAGUGCCGGGGAUACUAUUUCUCAGCAGGCCUACAGUCCAUCCCGACCACCCACGUCUGCAAGUACUUCGAGCUUUACUCCAACCUUUGUCACACCACCACAAAGUCCUAACCAUAAUGUGGUAUCCGCUACAAAGUUCUACGUGGAUCCAGAAAUUGAUUUAGGGGACCAAGUCAAUCCAAAGCCAACAAUCAAACAUGGAUUUUACCGAAUUGUCAAUGUUAAGCGACUCCCCACGGGUGACUUUGGAUUUUCCGUGAGGAAAGCAUCCGUUAGUACAAAGACAGGAGGGAUGGAGUCCAUCCUGUUCGUAGAACCGUCCCAGGGUCAUGGAGUACGAGAUUUUAGUAAUGGUUUCCUUCUCCCAGGAGACAGAUUAAUUGCAGUUAACAAUAUCAGAUCCGAUUCUAAAACAAGGGACGAGAUGAUCGAAAUGAUCACUUCUUCUUCUGGAUCUGUAACCUUGAAAGUACAAUCGGCGUCACAUUGGAUUGAAAAUAUCCAUAAAAUUAAUCAUGAACAGGAUGAAAACGGGUAUUCACAAAAAGACUCAAACUGUGUGUGGUUGGUGCAUAAAAGCGGAUUCGUAAAAGGUCGCGUCAUCGAAAGAAUUGAUGAAGCUGGGCGAUGUAAAGUACAACUUGAUAACGAAAGUCGUAACAAUCAUAGUCCUUUCUCUGGUACAUCUCCUACAGUCAAUGCUGAUGCUUAUUCUCAGCAGACGUUUAUGGUGUCGGAAGACGAUGUUGAAGCGAUGAAUCCUCCUUGUAUGGACCUUUCCCCGCAUUUAUGGAGCUUGAAUAUGGUGAAUGAAUCGAACGUUAUUCACGUACUGCGUAAUCGUUACCAUUCUUCAUUGCCAUGCACCGUCGUUUCCCACAAUAUGAUGUUUUUCUUCUCCAAGAAUGCAAAACCUGAUUUGGAAACUCAACACUUACUGAAAUCAGUCACGCAGGCUUUCACCCAUUCCAAACUUUUGCCAAAUGUAUACUCUAGUGCCCAACAAGCGUACAGAGGGAUGAUUAUUAACAAGAGACAUCAAUCCAUCCUUGUUCAUGGACAAUCUAAUAUUCAUACAAAACGGGAAAUUGUUCGAGAAGUGAUGAGCUAUUUGUCGGAAAAUACAAGUCCAAAACAGCAAGACAAAGUCCUAAAUCUUCCAAGUGGUUCUAUCACAAUUCCAAGUUUUGUAGACAGGCUAGUAGCACUGACCAACAUGGUUGAGUUUUUCUGUUCUUCUUCUGACAUGCAGUUUGAGAAAUCUACGGUUAUGUACAACUUGGAAUUUGAUUUGGGUGGAAGAAUUAUUGGAAUCAAUUCGCAGAUUUUUCUACUAGACGUGGAGCGGAUAUAUGAAGGUCCUUACUUUGGAAUUCUCCAAGCUCUCCAUGACUUAUCUAAUUGUCCCGUCGAUUUGCUUGCGCCAUAUCCUGUUUUGAAACAACUAAAGAAAGACUUGAAAUUAACUGAUACGGAUGCAGAUAAUACUGGGAACAGAUGGGUUUCGUUUUUUCUCUCUGAUAUUGGAAGUUCUUCAGAUCCAGAAGGAAACCUGUUGCAAAUUUCUAACAUUUUAUCAGCAAUGGUUACCCUCGGACUGGGAGAAACUUUUACAAAGUCCGUAUGGUCUGUAUUUGGAGCUGUGUAUCACUUAGGACAUGUGGUGGGAACUGUUGCAGAUGCACUGCAAAAUAACAAUUCGAAGGGUGGAUCCUCAUCUAAAAGUAUUGAAACGGGACAACAACACUUCAAAAGUGCAUGUUCCCUUCUCGGGCUUUCUUUAGAAAAUGUGGAAAAGACUCUGAUUAUGGAUGACAACGACAUUUCUCGAAUUCGAAAUGUGCUUGGAUUUUCUAUUGGACUCUUUAUAGAAACAGUAAACUCGUUGUUCACCACAGUGAAUAAAUCCAAUAGCGUUGGCUUCAGGAAUGUUCAAUGUUUGAGCAUCAACAUUAUUCAAGUUGGAGUAUCCACAAUAGGGAAUUCUGCCAGAUUUGGAGAUCUUGCUUCAAAUUAUCUGAAUGAUCGAAUAUCUAAGCUGCUAAAAGAGGUCAAUUUUGAUCGUUUGGAAAAAUUGUAUCAAAGCGAGAAUAUUACUUACGAUACACGGGCAGAUUCGGGCACAAGCAAUGGAGAAAGCGAGUCUUUCAAAGAAGCUUAUUUUAUGAAUCAUUAUGAAUCGUUGCCACUGUUGGAUUCAUUCCCUUCAGCUGCCAACCAUUCUUCAAAAGCCAAAGGGUUUCUAUAUUUUAUGGACGAUGCUAAAGAGCCAGCUCGGUGUUUGGAAAAGUUUGAAAGUGAGUUUUAUGGAGAAAACCAGUUCAAGAAUUUGUAUGCUGUGGACUUUCGUAACACGUCCCUCACUCUGGCACACUCGAGCGGAACGCACAUUGUAGAAUAUGAUGUCAAGAAAAUUUUACAUCACGUGGACCUUAUGUCGGCCUCUAAAUUUACCAAUGUUUUGAUUCAAGAUUCGCAAAAGGACAACAUAAAUUGCAUGUUCUUGAAAUCGAGCAAUUCGGUCAUCGGUAUCUGCAUGUCUGCUGCAGCUCCGGACGGGAGCCUCCGUAGAACUGCGAGUAUUCGAAGAAAUUUUUCAACAACUUGGCAGAAGAAAUCGGCAUCAAUUAAUAUUAAGAUUCAAACCGAUUAUCUAACAGACAUUUUGGGAAGGACUCAGAUUCAAUCAAUUAAAUGUCUUAAUCCAUUUAUUCGAAGUGAUGGCGAUAUUGAUGUCCCAUCCUUGCGUCGACAAAUUCGAAGUGACAAUAUUACGGAUUUGAUAAGAUUCUACAAAAGCAGUUAUCCGCUGCACGUGGCUCAGACCGAAUUUGUUCGAAGAUUUAAAUGUUUGGGCAGUCCUGCAAUGGGCGAAGAAGGCUUUAAUGUACAGCAACGGGUUGCUGACAUUUUCGACAAACAAGAUCUUCCAAGUUCUUCAUUUAAAUUAGGAAAUUCAUUGGUAUUCAUGAAGCCAUGGGUGCUUAAUGAGUUGGAAAUUAAACAGACUCUGAAGUUGGAAGAGCUCUUUUCCUCGUUGCAGUCCAGAUGUCGGGGAUCAAUAACCCGAAAGCGUUUGGAAAGUUUAAAACUUCGGGAUGUGGCAAUAAAGUGUAUUCAGAAAAAUGUACGAAAAUUGCUCGCAGUUAGGGACUGGUCAUGGUGGAAAUUAUACCAGCAAAUUUCUCCAUUACUUAAAGUACAAAGCUCACAUGAGAAACUUCAAAACACUCAGGAUGAAUUAUCUUCCCUAAAAUUGAGAUUUGAAAAGGCAGAAGCUGAGCGAAACCGUUUGAAGGAUGAAAAUGAGAAACUCGAGAUUCGCGUAAACGAAUUGAGUGCAGAACUCGCCGAGGAACAAGCAACAUCAGCCGCUUCUGCAGAAAAAAUUGAGCAAGAAAUGACCGAGAAACAGCAAAUUGAAAGUCAACUUGUCAAUUUGAAAACUCGGUAUCAGAGCAUAGAGAACGAGAAACAACAGCUUGAAUUAGACCUUGCAUACUCCAUUUCGGAAGUUGGUGGGGAAGCCAACAGUGCCGAUGAGUUUAAUGAUGAUUCUGUUUACAAACAAAGAUGGGAGCGAUGUAAGAGGGAAUUGGAAAUGACGAAACAGAGGCUGAAACAAAGGGAGCAAGAUCAUUUGGACCAAAUUAUGAUUAUGAAAAAAUCUCUGGAAAAGAAGUGCUGUGACGCAUGGGAAGAGUCCGAAGAGCAAAAACAAAUUGUGGCACAAUUGAAACGCCGAAUUCAAAAAUUGUCCAAUGAGCUGUCUGACGUAAAAUGUUUACAUCAAGAAGAAGCGUCUCGAGCCUCUCUCUUGGAGAAGAAACAACGACGUUUCGAUUCUGAACUUUCGACUUCGAAUAUGCAAUUAGAAAAGGAAAAGCUGAACAAGGAUAAAAUCAUUCGAGAAAGAGAUGCUGCAGUAAUUCAGAAAGAUUCGUUAUUUAACGAGAUGCAGGCUUUAAAAAUGGAGCUGCAAUUAAAAGAAACCAAACUGCAUAACACGGAACAAGAAUUAGAAGAACUUUCUCAAUCUGGCGGAAGCAGUGACCAGGUCAAUGCUUUACGGAAAACAAAGAAUGAUUUACAAAUGAAAGUUAAAGAACAGGAGGAAGAGUUGGACGACAUGGCUGGUCAAGUCCAAACCUUGGAAAGCACAAAGCUCAGAUUAGAGAUGCAGAUGGAACAAAUGAGGAAAGAAUGUAAACGCGAAGUUCAGUUACGGGAAGAGGAAAUUGAGGAUCUGAGAAACUCGACACACAAAAAAUUCAAAGCUCUGGAAUGUCAACUUGAAUCAGAGCAUGAAGAACGGACUACAAUUUUACGUGCCAAGCAGGAACUGGAACGUAGAGUAUUUGAUCUUGAAGAAUUUUCAUCUACUCAGACUGCAUCACAUGAGCAUAUAUCUCGCUUAAAGAAGGAACUAAAACGAACGAAAGCAUUACUUAAGGAUUCUCAAGCUAUGAUGGAGCAAUCUAAAAAUGACGUCCUUAGUAAAGGAAUGUUGAGACAGCUUCGCCACCAAUUAGAAGACUCUGAAUCACAACGAGUACGACUAAACCGUGCAAAACAGAAGGUUGAUGAAGAACUGUCAGAUGCAUUGCUUCAAAUCGAAGAAUUGACUCGAAGGUGCAACGAAGCUGAAAAUGAGAAAAAUAACCUGUCUCGAGAAAAGGCCAAUAUUCAUAUGCAAUUUGAGGAAGGCGAAGAAAAUUUAGCAGAGAUUAUGAAAAAAUAUAAGGCCGCAGUUGAACAACUUACUGUGGAUCAAACAACCAUUACUGAGCAGUGUAUUCAAAUUAGCGAAUUAGAAGCCGCAACCUCCAGUUUAAAAGAAACAAUUUCAGAACUUACGGCAAAGCUGGAAACACUCGAAGGAGACCAUGCAUCUCAGCAGAUUCAAAAACGAUUCCAACUCAAAGUUCGAGAAGUCGAAACCAGAUUGGAAUUGGAAACUACAACCAGAACUCGAUUAGAGGGCCAAGUCAGCAGACUCAAGGAACACAUUGAAAAGUUCACAGAAGAUCUGAAGAACGUACAAACUCGCGAACUUACUGCUGCAGACAAACUUAAGAAAUGCGAGAGGCAGUUACGAGAAAGUAAGGAGGACAUAUUGCGGCUAACUCAGAGAGAAAGCGAUCUUCAAGGUAGAAGGGCCAACUUGGAAAAACAGUUGGAAAGUGCCGACUUGGAGAUUUCUACCCUCAAGGGUGACUUGAAAUUGGCCAUGCAAAGGAUAGAAGACUUGACGAAUGUAAUCAGAGAAUGUGAUGAGACAACAGAUGACGACGACGACGACUCUUCAACAGAGUCCAUCGAUUCCAACAACGACAGUUCCAUCUUAUCUGAUGCUCAAUUCGAUCUUGGCAAUAUUAAGCUUAGCAAACAAAACGACGAAUCGACUGCGUAAUAAUAAUCAUAAUGAAACAAUAAUACUUAUAUAAUGCUUCCAACAGUAUUGUCUACAAUAUUUGUAAUACAUAUUUCAAAUAUCCGCCCGGAUCAAUAAUCUCGAAGAAAAAUGGUGAAUUAGUCCCACAACGAACAGCAUUACUUAUACAUAAUAAUAAUCCGGACAUAAUAACUUAAUAGUAAGAAGCUUUUUUUCCACAGUACUUGGAAGCAUUUAAGUUAAUGACAAUCCUAAGUUAUAGAAUCUGUGCUUGCACGUUAUAUCGUCGUCAUAUACCAUUUAAUAAUUGUGUUGUUGUAAAAAAAUUCAAGCAAUCCAAACUUACAUUUUACAUCACUCUUUACACAAGUCAUUACAAAAUUAUAAGCCAUUGAUCAAGUGUCGUUUUUAAUAAUUGAUUGUGCAUAAUGCAUGCUCAACUGCAAUAAAAAUCGAGUUAUUACACA
This is a messenger RNA of Folsomia candida, 6851 nucleotides long. Its product is annotated as unconventional myosin-XVIIIa. The coding region runs from base 457 to 6402 and encodes 1981 amino acids. Gene Ontology annotation, molecular function: cytoskeletal motor activity; protein binding; ATP binding. The record is from RefSeq and is a predicted model, not a curated record. Lineage: Eukaryota; Metazoa; Arthropoda; Collembola; Entomobryomorpha; Isotomidae. The transcript is spliced from 26 exons. Gene Ontology annotation, cellular component: myosin complex.